Molecule: messenger RNA, 5110 nt
Organism: Perognathus longimembris pacificus (Pacific pocket mouse)
Lineage: Eukaryota; Metazoa; Chordata; Mammalia; Rodentia; Heteromyidae
Gene: Scai
Product: suppressor of cancer cell invasion
Exons: 19
Coding region: 234-1931 (565 amino acids)
Biological process (GO): DNA-templated transcription
Cellular component (GO): nucleus
Molecular function (GO): transcription corepressor activity
Source: RefSeq, a predicted model, not a curated record
AGGAGCCCGGCAGCCGCAGCAGCCGCGGAGUCGCCUGGCCCCCAGACUGACUGGCACGGUGGAGAAACCACCUCGGAAACGGAAAAGCAGAUGGCCUUUCUCGCCUUUUCCAGUGUUUCUCUGAGCUGUCUUCCUGCUUUGCUGUAGCAAUGGCCUCUGGGAACUAUUAACAGGAGCAUCCCUGCAGGCAUCAUUCACUUAACUGGUGGACUGAAUUUGCUGUUAAAGAAAUCAUGUCCUCUGGAGGUGCUGAGGAUGACAUCCCCCAAGGAGAGAGGAAAACAGUUACAGACUUCUGUUACCUUCUCGAUAAAUCGAAGCAGCUGUUCAAUGGGCUGAGAGAUUUGCCACAAUAUGGACAAAAGCAGUGGCAGUCCUACUUUGGAAGAACUUUUGAUGUUUACACCAAACUCUGGAAGUUCCAGCAGCAGCAUCGACAAGUCCUAGAUAAUCGGUAUGGCUUGAAGCGAUGGCAAAUAGGCGAAAUUGCUUCCAAGAUUGGGCAGCUCUACUACCACUACUACUUACGCACAUCUGAGACCAGCUAUCUUAAUGAGGCUUUCUCCUUCUACUCUGCAAUCAGACAGAGAUCAUAUUACUCCCAAGUCAAUAAAGAAGACAGACCGGAGUUGGUAGUUAAAAAGCUGCGAUACUAUGCAAGAUUUAUAGUAGUUUGUCUUCUUCUCAACAAAAUGGAUGUUGUGAAAGAUCUGGUAAAGGAAUUAUCAGAUGAAAUAGAGGAUUAUACUCACCGUUUUAAUACAGAAGAUCAAGUGGAAUGGAACUUGGUGCUUCAGGAAGUAGCCGCUUUCAUUGAGGCAGAUCCUGUGAUGGUGUUAAAUGACGAUAACACCAUUGUUAUCACAUCCAAUCGCCUUGCUGAGACUGGAGCCCCACUACUAGAGCAGGGCAUGAUUGUGGGGCAGUUGUCUUUGGCAGAUGCACUCAUUAUUGGUAAUUGUAACAAUCAGGUUAAGUUUAGUGAACUGACCGUUGACAUGUUCCGGAUGUUACAAGCCCUAGAACGCGAGCCAAUGAAUUUAGCUUCUCAAAUGAAUAAACCAGGAAUGCAGGAGUCAGCUGACAAGCCUGCCCGGCGAGAAAACCCCCACAAAUAUCUGCUCUACAAACCCACCUUCAGCCAGCUGUACACAUUCUUAGCAGCAUCUUUUAAGGAGCUGCCUGCCAAUAGUGUGCUUCUGAUUUACCUGUCAGCCACUGGCGUUUUCCCCACAGGUCGUUCUGAUAGUGAAGGCCCUUAUGACUUUGGAGGUGUUCUUACCAAUAGCAACCGGGACAUUAUAAAUGGAGAUGCUAUCCACAAAAGAAACCAGUCUCACAAGGAAAUGCACUGCCUUCAUCCUGGAGACCUAUACCCUUUCACAAGGAAGCCCCUGUUCAUCAUUGUGGACUCUUCCAACAGUGUCGCCUAUAAGAAUUUCACAAACUUGUUUGGACAGCCGCUAGUCUGCUUGCUUUCUCCCACGGCAUAUCCAAAAGCUUUACAAGAUCAAUCUCAACGAGGUAGCCUCUUCACUCUCUUUUUGAACAAUCCUCUAAUGGCCUUCCUGUUUGUCUCUGGAUUGUCAAGCAUGCGUAGAGGCCUAUGGGAAAAGUGUCAAGAGUACCUUCGGAAAAUCAACCGUGAUAUUGCUCAGCUCCUGACCCAUUCACGUUCAAUAGAUCAGGCAUUUCUCCAGUUUUUUGGAGAUGAAUUUCUUCGCUUGCUUCUCACAAGAUUUAUCUUUUGUUCAGCCACCAUGAGAAUGCACAAGAUUUUUCGGGAAACACGAAACUACCCAGAGUCAUACCCACAACUGCCGCGGGAUGAAACAGUGGAGAACCCUCAUCUUCAGAAGCACAUUUUGGAACUAGCGGCCAUCUUGGAUGUUCGAAGUGUCUUCUUUGAAAAUACCAUUGAUGACUAUUAGAACCAAAACUCUCCUAUUGAAACAGUUUUCAUUCUCCACAGAUUUUAAAUGGUGCAGUUUUCUAAUGUGAUGACAGACACAUAGUGUGUUACUUAGUUUUUACUUUUUAAUUUAGGACUACCAUUUUAAAAGAAAACUGAAAACAAGUUCAAAUUUUUAGGGUCACUUAAAAUGCAGUCUUUUCAAGUGUCAAUCUUGAAAUCUUAAUUUUUUGGGGGGUUUGUUUUUGACAUCUGGAUACUUACUUGCAACAUCCAAUCCUACAACUCCAAUAGUCACUUCUCACCCUGAGAAGAGCAAGUUGUUUGUUUUUCAUACUGAGGAAAAACCAACACUUACCCUUGGAUCUCAUAUGUCUUACAUGAAUGUAGUUAUUCAUAAUGAUGAAACUGGCCAGCAUGAACUACUGAAAAUCAAGAACAGUAUCCUUCCCUGGUAUUUCUUUUCAUUCCAUAUUAUUAGGAAAAAAUGUGUGAUUCUUUGAAGCAUGGUGACAGUUCUUGAAAUCAUUGAAUUCCCUUAAAUAAUGUCAACAAUUCAGAAACCUUGGAUCAAUUUGCCUCAGAAAACUAAAUCUUUAAUUAGGACUUGAGAUGAUAAUGAAAUACUUGGAAUGUGUGAGUCCUGUGUUACGUGACAUUUGUUUGCAUAGUUUUCUUUGAAUGCUGGAAAUGAAAUAGGCAAUAACCUUUCAGUAAAAAAAACAACAACAAAAAAACCAAUAGUGGUUGAUUUCCUAGUAGUGUCUCCAAUAGGAAUUUUCCUUACACGCUUUAGUUUCUGGUAUCACACCAGAUUGAAGUCCGCAAAUAGUGCAGUUUCUGAUCUUUUAUGAUCUUUUAGCCUAGUACAAGUUUCCUAAGACUUCAAUGUUAGAUCUGCCUAGUGUCCGUUGAAGGUAUCUUGGUGUUAAGAAAGUAAAAUGUAUGUUGUGUGUUUUUUUUUUCAUUAACAGUUUAGGCAUAUGAUUUGAUAAAGACUUCCAUGGUAGUUUAUAUUCAUGUACAAAUGUUAUUUUAACUAGGACUCUGUAAUAUAAAGAUUUUUGUGCUUUACUCUCUUUCAUCCUCUUCAUCACUGCUAUAGAUAUAAAGAUUUUUCUCUGCAUCCUUUGAUGUACAACUUUCAAGUUUAGAAGCUUAUGAAUCAAAAGGCCUGUUACCUAAUAAUCUCUGUAUGGACUUGCGGCCUACCUCUGGCUGUACCAGGGGAAAUGAGGUGAUUCAUUUUAAAAACCUCUUUCCUAUGUCCCUUGGGAAUUUUUACUGUAAUAUGUUAUACUUGGUUGUCAUUUCUGGCCUAGAGAAUCAAUUUAGUAUUAAGUAUACAAUACCUGUUCCAAUUGGACUACUUUUUCAUCCAUAAUCAAAUCAUUGUUCAUAGAUUUAGAAACCUUCUAUGUUUCAUUUCCAUUUUAAAACCUAUUAUUAUUUUGGGUUUUUCUUUUAUUCUUUCUGACAGUGUUUGUUUCUAAAACCUUGGGGAAAGUUACUCUUGGAAGAGUUUUCUUUUGCCAAUGUAUUAUUUCUUAUUUUCAAAUAGAUUGCUUCCUUCCCUCCUUCCCCCCCCCCCCCCCCAGUAUCUCAGUAUAAAUUUCCCAGUUUUCCUUUCCUAACAGCACUUACCUGAACUUCAGCAGGAGACUUUCAUUAGUUAUCUGGCCUCUUGUUCCAGUCAUCUCAAAGUUCCAUGCUGGUUUUACUCCUUAUCACCUCCCAUUUUUUUUUCUCUGAUGUUAAAAGAAUUCUUAUUUUCCUGAGCUUUAUGUUUACCUGCUAAGCAAAAGGAGCACUGGUCUGAGAACCCGGAGAUGUGAGUUUUAAUUCUGGCCUUCUUAGUAACUAGAAUGAUGCCCUGUGAUAAAUGGCUUCAUGUCUCUUGCUUUUCAGCUCUCUGACAUGCAAAGAGGAGUGCUUGGUCCAAGGUAAUUUCCAAUUCUCAUCCUACAGUGCGGAUUCUUAGUUCCAAAAAUACUGAUUUGUCCACCAUUACCACCAGGAAAGCUCAUAUCUUGUGUUUUUACUCUAGGCAACAUACUUUUCUAGAUCAUGUUUUCGGAUAGUCUGUUUGAGAAAAUAUCAAGUCCUACUUAGCUGUUUUAGAGACUAGCUCUGAGAGAGAAUAUCGCAAAGAAUCUAGAGCCCAGGGCCAUAUGCCUUCUAGGCAAAAGCUAGGGCGCCACAUCUCCAGCCCUUCAUUCCACUUUAGAGGUUUAACUACCAGUAAAAAAUUAUACUCUCACCUCAGGAGACCAUGUUAUAAUCUAAAUUCCCAUAGUGAUUUCUAAGAAAGAUAGAUUUGUAAUCAUGAAAGCUUGUAAUAAAAAUAAACAAAAAUGGGCCAGAGAAAUGUUUGGCAGGGUAAAGUAGUACAUGUCUAUAAUCCUAGCACUCAGGGAUGAGGCAGGAGGAUUGUAAAUUCCAGGCAAGUCUAGACUACGUAGUGAAGCCCUGUUUCAAAAAAUAAAGUGAACUGAAAUGACCUUGAAUCUUCAAAGUCAGGGAAACAAAUUGCUGAACUAUUGUUUCACUUUUGACUUGCAGACAUGUAGCUAGUGAUUCACGCCUCUAACCCUAACUACUCUGGAGGCUGAGAACUAGAGGAUCAUAGUUCAAGGCCAGCUUGAGCAGAAAAGACUUUAUCUCCAAAAUAGCCAGCAAAAGGCAGGGCUGGAGCCAUUACUCAAGUGGUAAAGCAAGUAUACCUAGCAAGUAUGAGAUCCCGAGGGCCCAAAUUUAAUCCCUAGUACCACCCGCAGCCACUUUUCCACAGUUCCUUUGAAUCACUGGUGAAGCAAGCAAAUUUCUGGGUUCUAUGGAUAGUUCAAUGGUAGAGUGCUUUCCCAGCAUGUGCAGAGCCCUGGAUUCUACUUUAGCAAUAAAAAAAAAAAAGAAGAAGAAGAGAGAGAGGGGGAUUCCUUGUCUUAGAUCCAGCACUGAAUAGGUGAAAUCAGGAGAGUUGCAAGUUUGAGGCCAGCUUGGGUUACAUAGCAAUACCCAGUCUCAAAUAAAGAAAAAUACAAACAAAAUAUUCUUGUUUUCAGGAAGCUAAUGUCUUGGUGGAGAAAUAACGAGCCAGGCUUUGGUGGCUCAGGACUAUAAUCCUAGCUAUUCGAGAGGCUGGGAUCUUAGGAUCACAGUUUAAAGCCAGCCUGGGCAGGAAAGUCUGUGCGACUCUUA